This is a messenger RNA of Osmerus eperlanus (European smelt), 1652 nucleotides long. RefSeq names its product cell adhesion molecule 2a (gene cadm2a). Lineage: Eukaryota; Metazoa; Chordata; Actinopteri; Osmeriformes; Osmeridae. The coding region runs from base 375 to 1652 and encodes 425 amino acids. The transcript is spliced from 10 exons. The record is from RefSeq and is a predicted model, not a curated record.
CUCGUGCUCUCCUGCUCCAGGCUGCACUCUGGCGAUCUUGUGCGCGAGAGCAGAGCGGAGCAAAGUGUGUGUGUAGCUGGUAAGCAUCUCCUUACACUGUAGGACCGUACGGCAGUGCGAGCGAACAAGCUCAUUCUCACCGGUGCCUACUUCUGAGCUCCCGGGACGUCAACGGAACUACACCGAAGUGAAGAUACAAAACAAAAAAAACAAAAAAAAACACACCGGUUGGUUUGCGCGUGGACCCUUAUUCGUACGCUUGUUCGCACUAACAAAAUAAAAGGACAGUACCUGGAUAACGAACCCGUCGCGGAGCCCGGGAAAACGGUGAGGAGAAACAAGAGCGGAGGAGAAAGAGCAGAACGGAAGGCAGGAUGAAUCUCAAGCACCAUUUGAUCUUGACACUCUACAGUGUCUGCGGGAUUGUUGUUAAAGCGACGGCUUCGAAAAGCAAAAUUAGAGGAAGCAGCGGCCAGCACCCCCUGGUCCAGAACAUGACGGUGACGGAGGGAGGCACGGUCAACAUGACCUGCCGCGUGGAGUACAACGACAACACCUCCCUCCAGUGGUCGAACCCGGCACAGCAGACGCUUUUCUUCGGAGACAAGAAAGCUCUGAGGGAUAACAGGAUUGAGCUGGUGCGUGCGUCCUGGCAGGAGCUGACCAUCAGCAUCAGUGACGUGGCGCUGAGCGAUGAAGGCAUGUACACCUGCUCUCUGUUCACCAUGCCCGUCAGGACCGCCAAGGCCUACCUCACUGUCCUGGGGGUGCCAGAGAAGCCUGAGAUCGACGGGAUGACCAAGCCGGCCCUGGAGGGAGAGCAGAUCACCCUGACCUGCAUCACCCAGGGCAGCAAGCCCGCCGCCGACCUGCGCUGGUUCAGGAACGAGGAGGAGAUCAAAGGUGCUAAGGAGGUGAAUGCCAGCGGUAAGACCUUCACGGUGCGCAACUCCCUGCAGCUGCGGGUUGACAGGAACGAUGACGGCGUGGCCUACACCUGCAAGGUGGACCACGUGGCCCUGACCCAGUCGCCACAGCAGGCCACCGAGGUCCUGGAGGUCCACUAUGCCCCUCGUGUGGAGAUCACACACUCGCUGACCUUCCCUCAGGAAGGCCAGUAUCUGAAGCUGGAGUGCGUGUCCAAAGGCAAUCCCUCGCCGGACCCCGUCAUGUGGACCAAGGACGGGGGCGAGCUGCCCGACCCGGAGCGCAUGAUCGUGGAGGGACGCGAGCUCACCUUCACCUCCCUCAACAAGACGGACAACGGCACCUACCGCUGCGAAGCCAGAAACCACCUGGGCACCAGCAGCGCCGAAUACAUCCUCUACGUCUACGACGUCCCCACCACCCCGCCUCCACCCACCACUCCUCCCCCCCAUCCCACCCCUCCAGACACCGCCGUCCUCUUAGACAGCCACGCCUCAGAACGCACGAUCACCGACGAGAGAGGUACAGUACCCCCCCCCUCCCCCCCCCUCAUACCCACACCAGUGCACACCUCUCUCCUCACACACACCCUUCCCCAUCUCCUGUCUCCUCCGUCCACCGCAGGCCUGGUCCUCCCUCUCUCCUCCUUCUCGCUCACACCGUCCAUGGCAGUGCUCCUCUGGAUACACGCCUAUUUUCUCUUCCACCCUUCCACUGGCGAUUAA